Molecule: messenger RNA, 963 nt
Organism: Brachypodium distachyon (stiff brome)
Lineage: Eukaryota; Viridiplantae; Streptophyta; Magnoliopsida; Poales; Poaceae
Product: desiccation protectant protein Lea14 homolog
Exons: 2
Coding region: 284-817 (177 amino acids)
Biological process (GO): response to desiccation
Cellular component (GO): cytosol
Source: RefSeq, a predicted model, not a curated record
GAACGACUGGGAGAGACAACGAGAAUGCAGUAUCGCAGGCAGGGAAGUGCCGCACUAGAUCGAUGGCAUAGGGCAGUGAGCUAUGAGUCGUAUAUCUCUGGGAAGAUAGAGCUUUCUUCUCUUUCCUUAAUUUAGAUGUCACCGGCGUUCUCCGCGUGCCAUAAAGCGCAAGCCAUAAACGCGCGCGGCUCCCUUGGCUCUUCUAUCUCCGCGCUCAUUCCUCUCCCCAUCCGUCCAAUUUCAAGACCUCCGCGAGGCGUUAAUUCGAUCCAGCGCCCCAACAAUGGGCACCGGAGAGGAAGCACAGAGAUUCGGCGGCGCCGAAGAAGACAUUGAGGAUCAGGAGGCCGGAGGAGGCGUGGUGGCGAGCCUGGUGGGCAAGGCCAGGGGGUUCGUGGCGGAGAAGAUCGCGCAGAUCCCCAGGCCCGAGGCGUCGCUGGACCGGGUCGCGUUCCAGAGCGUCAGCCGCGAGGGCAUCACGCUCCACAGCCACAUCGACAUCAGCAACCCCUACGCGAACCGCAUCCCCAUCUGCGAGCUCACCUACACCUUCAAGAGCGACGGCAAGGUGAUAGCCUCAGGCACGAUGCCUGACCCGGGGUGGAUCGGCGCGAGCGGCGCGACGCAGCUGGAGCUGCCGGUGAAUGUGCCCUACGACUUCGUCAUGUCGCUGAUGAAGGAUCUGGGCGGAGACUGGGACAUCGACUACGUGCUGGAGGUCGGGAUCAUCAUCGACCUCCCCGUCAUCGGCAGCUUCACCAUCCCUGUCACCACCCAGGGAGAGAUGAAGCUCCCCACGUUCCGGGACUUGUUUUGAGUAAUUUGGCUGCACAGGAUGGUUUGUUUGCUCAUUUCUUAGAUUUUGAUUCUGAUGGCAAUUAUAAGGAUCAUUUUAAACUUGUACGAGUCUUCGUUGUUUCCUCUGCGCGUGGAUGCCCCUUGAAAUUAGAUUCUUAUUGCGAA